UUUACAAGUUAUAUAUAGCGUUGGCAUAACCAAAACAAGAAGCAAAUACCAAAACCCCAACUCUCAAAAGAAAAAUAUGGGGGAAGGUGAUGACCCGGCUCCAUUUUGGCUCCAAACCUCCGACAACCGCGGCGGUGACCGUCGCCGACCUUCAUCUUUCUUCUUAAACACCCAUAUCCUUAUCAUCCUCUUGUUAGUCAUUGCAUUUUCUUUCGUCUUCUUUAUCGUGCCUUCGUUUAUGUCUUUGACGUCCAAACUAUUCAAGCCUCAACUGGUUAAAAGAUCAUGGGAUUCACUCAAUCUAGUACUCGUGCUUUUCGCAAUAAUCUGUGGAUUCUUAAGCAAUUUGAAUAGCAGGAGCAACAAUGAUAACAAUGCACCAACUACGUACGAAGAUUACACCUUCUCUAAUGAUGCUUCCAAUCCCAAACAUGUCCCAGGAGGAUCAAACGCUUCCACAUCAGCUCAAUGGUAUGAAUAUGAUCACUACUUGUCGUCGUCCGACCAGAGUCGGACGGCUUAUAACUCAUUACAGAGGCUGAAAAGUAGCAGCUCUUAUCCGGAUCUACGACAAGAUUCUCCUUGCAUGAUGAGCGGUGAUGAGCGGUGGAGGUUUUAUGAUGAUACUCAUUUGUAUAAAUAUUACUCUAGUGGUAGGUCAAGGCGACAGAAUGAUGAAAAACAAGUUUUUGCAAAGGAUAUAGCUGUUGAUACUGUUCGAACGUCUCCGCCGCAGCUUCCUAAGAUAGUUAGAAGAAAACAUAAGCGGGCUAAUUAUGAAGUUCCACCGGUUCGGUCUCCGCCUUCACAACCACCACCUCCUCCGCCUCCACCACCAACAGGUCGGCCGGAAAAGAGAAGUUCCAAGGGUGAUAAAAAGGCAGGUGGGGGGAGUAAAGAAUUAUUGAUUUCAUUGAGAAGAAAAAAGAAGCAAAGGCAAAGAAGCAUUGAAAACCUUGAAGAAUUCUUUAGACUUUCAACGCUUCCUUUAUAUACACCCACAUCGCCUUCUCCUCCGCCGCCGCCGCCGCCGCCGCCACCACCAUUGGCUUCAUUCUAUCAAAUCAACUUUUGUUCAAAGAAAAGUAAAGGCAGAAAGCACCACUCAAUCCCUCCAUCGCCGUCGUCUUCACUGGUAGUAACAACCCAGAAGCCUCCUUUGCCAGUCAAGAUAAAUAACAUGAACAACGUAGAAGAGAGCAUGGAAAGCGGUAAUGAAUCACCGAUAAAUCCGAUCCCUCCACGGCCACCUCCACCGCCGUUUAAACUGCGGCCGUGGAAGUUCGAAGUACAGGGUGAUUUUGUUAGAUUAAAAAGUGCUUACAGUUCACGGGACGAAUCACCGGAUACGGAUGACCCAUUAAGCGGGGAAGCGAGUCCGUCGGAUGGCAAUAAAAUGGGUGAAAUGGAGGGUGAGGAUUCAACUGCCGGAGCAUUGUUUUGUGCAAGUCCAGACGUGAACACCAAAGCCGAUAAUUUCAUUGCACGGUUCAGGGCCGGUCUGACCCUGGAAAAAAUCAACUCCGCCCGCGGAAGGUCUAAUCUAGGCCCUGACCCAGGUCCAAUCACUUUUUUAGGAGGAUGAUGGUGAGGAUUCUCAACGAUGGUGGUGGGCGAUGGUUGCAUUAAGGUGAUGGUGUUUCGAUGGAGAUGGUGAAUGGUGGUGCAAACGGGUGUGAUAGGACCAACACAUGAUUUUAUGUUAAGGGAGAGUUACGAAUUUAUAAAAUUCUAAAUAGUAAAAAUGAAUUAUCAAAAUACUAAAAAUAUCUAAAAUUUAUAAUAAUUUGAAAAUUUUAAAGGGUGACUACCCCAGCUGCAUCUCGAUCUAUCGUUGAGUGUUGAUGAUUUUUAGGGAGAUUUCGAUGGUAGUGAAUGAGAUGGCUUCAAUGGUUUCUAAUACUAUAUGAUGUUUCAAAAGGGCAAUUGGUGGGAUGUGUGUCGAUGGAUCGAGAUUUAGAUAUUUUUAUUAAUAAUAUAUUUGUAUUUUUAAAAAAAAUUAUAAAUUCAUUUUUUAAAUUUAAAAAUUAAACUUCAAACGUAAAACCAUAUAUAUGCUCAUGUAAAUGUUGGUAGAGAUGGUACGGGUAUGAAACUU
Messenger RNA from Hibiscus syriacus, 2098 nucleotides. RefSeq names its product dual specificity protein kinase splA-like. The record is from RefSeq and is a predicted model, not a curated record. Bases 77 to 1585 code for a protein of 502 amino acids. The transcript is spliced from 2 exons. NCBI's taxonomy places the organism in Eukaryota, Viridiplantae, Streptophyta, Magnoliopsida, Malvales, Malvaceae.